This is a messenger RNA of Oncorhynchus masou masou (cherry salmon), 1588 nucleotides long. Its product is annotated as glypican-5-like. The record is from RefSeq and is a predicted model, not a curated record. Bases 200 to 1588 code for a protein of 462 amino acids. The transcript has 8 exons. Gene Ontology annotation, cellular component: plasma membrane; cell surface; extracellular region. Gene Ontology annotation, biological process: cell migration; regulation of protein localization to membrane; positive regulation of canonical Wnt signaling pathway. Lineage: Eukaryota; Metazoa; Chordata; Actinopteri; Salmoniformes; Salmonidae.
ACUCCUGUUGUAACUUCAUUCAGGAUUUGAUUGUUUUUAGAACGUUUAAAGGCAAUUUUUCCAUCAUUGAAAAGUACCGUCGCAGAUCCAAGAACCUUGAAAAUGUGGAUGUUGUGAUCGAAGGAAUGGCGGUCUGUUAGGAAUGUUCAUAACUAAUAUUAGAUAGGGGUUUUUGAGUAACAUCAACCUGGAUUUGAAAAUGGGACUACAAAAGAUGCUGUGUUUGUUUGUUGCUGCUUGUGUUGGCCUGAUUUCGGGAAGUCUAACGAGCUGUGAUGAAGUGCGCAAAGUUUUUCAGCUGCGGCAGAUUGGACCAGUGAAAUCCCUACCCGAGAGACCGAGAGAAGGUUCGGACCUCCAGGUGUGCCAGUCCAGGAACCUGACAUGCUGUUCUAAGAAGAUGGAGGAGAGGUAUCAGGUGGCUGCCCGGCGGGAUGUUCAGAACCUCCUCCAGACUUCCUCCGCCAGCCUCAAGUUCCUCUUCUCCAGGAACGUAGCAGCCUUCCAAGAAAGCUUUGAGUCUCUGAUGAAGGCAUCAGAGAACCACACCAACCUAGUCCUCCAGGCGUCGUACCGUAACAUGGCUGGGGAGGCUUCAGGUCUGGUGAGAGAGUUGUUCACUGACGUCGGCCUCUUCCUCCUUGGCUCCGAACUCAACGUUGAUGACAUCACCAGCCGCUUCUUCGACGCUCUCUUCCCAUUGGUCUACCACCACCUCAUCAACCCCAGCCUCAGCCGCGUCACCCUCGGUUACGCCGAGUGCGUCCGCUCCGCCCGCCGCGAUUUGACCCCGUUCGGCGCCGCUCCGGGAGUCCUAGCCAAUCAGAUCGGGAAGUCGGGGGUCGGGGGUCGUGUGCUGUUACAGGCGCUGCACCUCGGCGUAGAGGUGAUCAACACCACGGAUCGCCUGGUGUUUAGCAGGGAGUGUCGUAGAGCUCUGCUCAGGUUGCAGUACUGUCCCCACUGCCACGGACUCACCCUGUCUAAACCCUGUAUGGGCUACUGUCUCAACGUGAUGCGUGGCUGUCUGGCGAGCAUGGCUGAGGUGGACCCCCAUUGGAGAGAAUUCGUGAGGUCGUUAGAGGGGCUGUCGGCACGCAUGCACGGAACUCAGGACCUGGAGCAAGUGCUGCUGGGAGUUCACGCCGUCGUCCACGACGCCGUCGCACAUGCUCAGAGGAACGGGCCACACCUCUCUGCACAGGUGUAUAAAGUAUGUGGUCGUCCCAGUAGACAGCCUGCCCAGUCAGUCAGUGGCCAGCAGGACGGAGAGUCCAUCCCUCUCAAAGCCUUCAUCAGAGAAACAGGAAACAGCCUGGCUACCAGGAGGAAAGAGUUCCUGAGCAGUCUGCGUUUGUACCGUACCUUCUACGGUGGCCUGGCGGACCAGCUGUGUGUGAACCAGCUGGCCUCCACCGAUGGCCUGGCCUGCUGGAACGGAGCUGACGUUGUCAAGAGUCUUAUCUCUGAGAAUAAAGCUAGGACCCCGGGAGACAUGCUCACCCUCGUUUCCACGGUGACGGGCCGUGCGCGUAGCCAGGCGGCGUAUCCAGGCGGCGUAGCCAGGCGGCGUAUCCAGGCGGCGUAG